ACAUUUACAUUGAGGGGCAAAAAGAAAGAGAAAAAAAACCAAACAUAAAAACAAGACUAGAAGAGAGAGAGAGUGAGAAAGAAAGAGAGAGAGAGGCAUGGUUUCAACAAGAAGAAGUGGAUCUCUCUCUGGUAACACCAACAACAACAAUAGUAAAAGAUCAUCUUCCUCUGAAGAUAAGCCUCCUUCACCAAAGCGUCAAAAGGUCGAGAAUGGCGGAGAGAAACCGACUCAAGCGGUGGCCGAGAAUUCAAAAGAAUUGUGCGAGCCGUCGACGGCAGAUCCAUCGGAAAAUGCCCCGAUCGUCGGAGAAGACGCCGUGAGUACUCAGAAAGACGAGGUCGCGCCAGCCACCGCCGUUGAUGCUCCAAUCGCCGACGGAGAUACGCCGAAUCCGAUUUCGACAGUUGAUAAGCCGAGGAGUUCGUUCUCUUCGUGGAGUGUAUAUCAGAAGCGAAACCCGGCUUCGACUUACGAGCUUUCGACCCCGUGGUGCAAGCUUCUAUCGCAGUCUGCACAGAUUCUUAAUAUUUCGAUUUGCACUGAUGUAUUCACGAUUGGGUCGAGUAGAAACUCCGGUUUAUCAUUGAAGGAUCACACUGUUAGUGGGACUUUAUGCAGAAUAAAGCACACCCAGCGUGAUGGUAGUGAUUCAGCUGUGCUAGAAAUUAUGGGGAGCAAGGGACUGGUGCAAGUAAAUGGGACAACUAUCAAGAGGAGUAGCAGCUGCAUGCUCAACUCGGGUGAUGAGGUGGUGUUUGGGGCAAACCAUGCUUAUAUAUUUCAGCAUCCCGUGCCUGAGGUUGCAGCUAAAGGUGCAGAGGUUCAAAGUGGUGUUGGGAAGCUUCUGCAUUUUGAAAGGAGGACGGGGGAUCCUUCAGCUGUAGCUGGAGCUUCCAUACUGGCAUCCCUUUCGGGCCUUUCCAGCAUGAGACAAGAUCUAUCACGUUGGAAGUCUCCAACUCAAACUACCACUAAAGUCAACCAGGGUACUGAGGUGCCUGCUCAAUCCGUUGUUCAGGAUGGCACAGAGGUUGAGCUUGAUGGCCUGGAAUGCAACUCGGCACCAAACACUGGGAGUGAUAAAGCUGCAGAAACUGGAACCACCAACAGGAACUCUCCUCAUGAUUGCAACCCGGACGCUGGCAUAGAGGCAGGCAAUGUAAAAUUCUCUGGGGUGAAUGAUUUGCUAAGGCCUUUGUUCAGGAUGUUAGCUCGAUCAACUAGUUGUACACUAAAAUUGAGCAAAAGUAUGUUUAAACAGGUUUUGGAAGAAAGAAACGAGUGGAUGAGGGAUUCGCAGCCAACAUCAACAUCGGGUAUGUCUGUGCGGUGUGCGGUAUUUCGAGAAGAAGUUCUUUUAGGCAUUCUUGAUGGCAGGAACUUAGACGUUUCAUUUGACAACUUCCCAUAUUAUUUAAGUGAGAACACAAAAAAUGUGCUGAUUGCAGCUUCAUUUAUACACUUGAAGCAUAAAGAACAUGCAAAGUAUACCUCAGAGCUUACUACUGUGAAUCCGCGAAUUUUGCUCUCUGGUCCUGCAGGGUCAGAGAUAUAUCAGGAGAUGUUGGCAAAGGCACUUGCUAAUUACUUUGGGGCUAAGUUGCUCAUAUUUGAUAGCCAUUCAUUGUUGGGUGGGUUAUCUUCGAAGGAAGCAGAGCUGCUGAAAGAUGGAAAUAAUGCAGAGAAAUCUUGCAACUGUGGCAAACAAAAUCCUUUACCCAUGGACUUGGCUGCGAGCAUGGAUCCGUCAGCAGGUGAAGCAGAUAUACCCGGCUCUUCAAAUGCACCUUCUCCUUCUGGCUUGGAAUCUCAGCCUAAGAUGGAGACUGACACUGUACCCUCUUCUUCUGGGGCAUCUAAGAAUGACUUGUUUAAACUAGGUGAUAGAGUAAAAUUUAAUGGUUCGGUUUCUGGUGUCAUGUAUACAGCAGCAUCUUCUUCACGGGGCCCGUCUAGUGGAGCCCGUGGAAAGGUGGUAUUAGUUUUUGAGGAGAAUCCAUGGUCAAAAGUUGGGGUUAGGUUUGAUAAACCUAUACCAGAUGGAGUUGAUCUUGGAGGUCGGUGUGAGGCAGGUUAUGGAUUCUUCUGCAAUGUUUCUGAUCUUCGUUCGGAUGGUCCAAGUGUAGAAGAAUUGGACAAGUUGCUUAUUAACACUUUGUUUGAGGUUGUAUUAAGUGAGAGCAGAAGCUCGCCUUUCAUCCUGUUUAUGAAAGAUGCUGAGAAAUCCAUUGUAGGAAGUGAAGUUUCAACAUUCAGAAGCAAACUUGACAAGCUUCCUGAUAACGUGGUUGUAAUUGGUUCACACACUCAUACUGACAAUCGCAAGGAGAAGUCACAUCCUGGUGGUCUUCUUUUCACAAAAUUUGGCAGCAAUCAAACUGCUCUUCUUGACUUGGCUUUCCCGGAUAGUUUUGGAAGAUUGCAUGACAGGGGUAAGGAGGUCCCAAAGACGACAAAAAAUCUGUCUAAGCUUUUUCCUAACAAAGUAACCAUUCACAUGCCACAGGAUGAAGCACUUCUUGCAUCAUGGAAGCACCAAUUGGAUCGAGAUUCUGAAACCCUGAAAAUGAAAGGAAAUCUGAAUCAUCUGCGCACUGUUCUUGGUCGGAGUGGGAUGGAAUGUGAAGGACUUGAGACAUUAUGCAUUAAGGACCAAACACUUACAAAUGAAAGUGCAGAGAAGGUAGUUGGGUGGGCUUUAAGCCAUCAUCUUAUGCAGAAUCCUGAAGCUGAUCCUGAUGCAAGGCUUGUAUUGUCUAGUGAGAGCAUCCAGUACGGCAUUAGAAUCUUGCAGGCUGUCCAGAAUGAAUCUAAGAGCUUGAAGAAGUCACUUAAGGAUGUUGCAACAGAAAAUGAAUUUGAGAAAAGGCUUCUAGCUGAUGUUAUUCCACCCAAUGACAUUGGUGUUACUUUUGAUGAUAUUGGAGCUCUUGAAAAUGUCAAGGAUACAUUGAAGGAGUUGGUGAUGCUUCCAUUACAAAGGCCUGAACUUUUUUGCAAGGGACAAUUAACUAAGCCCUGCAAGGGAAUACUAUUAUUUGGCCCCCCUGGAACUGGUAAGACUAUGCUUGCAAAGGCUGUGGCUACUGAAGCUGGUGCAAACUUCAUCAACAUUUCCAUGUCAAGCAUCACGUCUAAGUGGUUUGGUGAGGGUGAGAAGUACGUAAAAGCUGUUUUCUCACUAGCAAGUAAAAUUGCGCCUAGUGUGGUAUUUGUUGACGAAGUUGACAGCAUGUUGGGCCGAAGGGAAAAUCCAGGGGAGCAUGAGGCCAUGCGUAAAAUGAAAAAUGAGUUUAUGGUGAACUGGGAUGGCUUACGGACAAAAGAUACAGAACGGGUUCUUGUACUUGCAGCCACAAAUAGACCUUUUGACCUUGAUGAGGCAGUCAUUCGAAGGCUUCCGCGUAGAUUGAUGGUAAAUUUGCCUGACGCUCCAAAUAGGGCGAAGAUACUAAAAGUCAUACUGGCAAAAGAGGACUUGUCUCCCAGUUUUGAUUUUGAUUCAGUUGCAAGUAUGACAGAUGGAUACUCUGGAAGUGACCUGAAGAAUCUAUGUGUAACUGCUGCACACCGUCCAAUUAAAGAGAUAUUGGAAAAGGAAAAAAAGGAUCGCGAAGCAGCCUUAGCAGAAGGUAGAUCUGCCCCAGCUUUGAGUGGCAGUGCUGAUAUACGGCCUUUAAACAUGGAUGACUUUAAAUAUGCUCAUGAACGGGUAUGUGCAAGUGUCUCUUCCGAGUCUGUGAACAUGACUGAGCUUUUACAAUGGAAUGAACUCUAUGGUGAAGGGGGUUCUAGAAGAAAAAAGGCUCUCAGCUACUUCAUGUGAAGGCUAUCCUGUACAAAUAGUUCUUUUCUCCUUAUAAUUCUCUGCUCUUGGUUCUAAGGCUGUGCUUUAGGUGAAUUUUGCUGCUCCUCUAGGGCUUGCUAGGGAGCCAUUUUGUCUGUAAAAUGAAGUAUAGGUUCUUAAAUAAUUUAUUCCCGAGUUAGAUUUGUGAUGGUGGAAAUAAAGUGAGUGAGAACCUUUUCUAAGUCUUGGCCUGGCUCCGCUGCUUUUGUUUUGUUCCCCAUCACCUUUCUGUCAACAUAAAGAUUUGUCUUUUUAAAUUUAGAAAAAGAAAGAGGACCCUGUGCAUAUAUUUGUAGUCAUUCUUUAUGGGGUUUGUUCGAAUUGAACAAUAAGCAAUGACGCUUACACCAUAUGAUACUAUGAAUUGGCUUUAUGAAUAUGUUAUGUAAAUGCAUGCAGAGCCUGUUUAAAUA
This is a messenger RNA of Quercus lobata, 4263 nucleotides long. RefSeq lists its product as uncharacterized. The transcript has 27 exons. Gene Ontology annotation, cellular component: mitochondrial outer membrane. Bases 98 to 3829 code for a protein of 1243 amino acids. The record is from RefSeq and is a predicted model, not a curated record. Lineage: Eukaryota; Viridiplantae; Streptophyta; Magnoliopsida; Fagales; Fagaceae. Gene Ontology annotation, molecular function: ATP hydrolysis activity; protein binding; ATP binding.